Molecule: messenger RNA, 1857 nt
Organism: Meloidogyne enterolobii
Lineage: Eukaryota; Metazoa; Nematoda; Chromadorea; Rhabditida; Meloidogynidae
Source: the annotation of a GenBank genome assembly
AUGUCUUCAGUUUUAAGUUCUUUUUUCUCUAGAGAUCCCCGCACCUCAUUCCCCUAUUCGCUUCCUACCGAGACUUUUACUGUUCUUACACAAGAACAAAUAAAUGUUGGCAAAAGUUUAAAAAAGUCAGAACCUCAAGAAAAGGCAACCUGUUUUUGGACUUUAAAUGCAAAUUCGACUUCACUUAAAAUUCAAGCUCAAAAAUUGAAAACUCUGAGGCAUCCUAAUGUGCUAGCUUAUUUGGAUUCUUUGGAGGUUGAAGGCUCAUUCUAUUUAAUUACCGAACCCUGCCGGCCUCUUGCCUAUUAUUUAUCAGAAACUAAAUUGACCGCUACACAAUUAGAAUUGGUUGUAUCCUGGGGUUUAUAUCAAGUUUUGAAUUGCCUUAAAUUUUUACAUAAUGAAGCUAAAUUGUCUCAAAAUAAUAUGCGAAAUGCAAUUUUUGUUACUUCCUCUGGUGAUUGGAAAUUGGCUGCUUUUCAAAGUUCAGGCAGUUUAAGCUCUCCCCAAGUCGAUUUAAACGACCUAGCCUCAGUUGUUCUUCAAAUAUUUACUAAAAAUGAUUCUUUGGAUAUUUCUUCCCCUACUGCUCUUUCAAAAAUACCUAAAAGAAUACAUCCUUUAUAUAAACGGCUAUGUGCAAAAUCGCGAGCGGUGAUGACUGUUGGAGAUAUUUUGAAUGAAUGUAGAGCAAAUGGAGGGUUUAUGAAAAAUAAAUUUGUCGAUACUUUAUUGUUUCUUGAUGAAUUUCAGCUUCGAGAAGCACCAGAAAAACAAUCUUUUUUUGUUCGUUUAAACACAAAUUUGGAACUUUUUCCUGAAGAUAUUGCGAGAAAUAAAAUUUUGCCUAAACUUAUUCAUACUUAUGAGUACGGAGAUGCUGGUUCACAUAUUCUUCUUCCAAUGUUUAAACUUGGCAAAUUACUUGAUGAAGAUGAGUAUCAACAACGAAUAGUUCCUUGCCUAGUGAAGCUGUUUAGUUCUUCUGAUCGUACUACUCGAGUCAAAUUACUAGAAAAAAUCGACGAGUUUUCCAGCCGCUUAAAACCUCAAGUUGUCAAUGAUAAAAUUUACCCGUUUGUUUUUUUCUUUAGUUUAGCAUUAAAAAAUUACAUUUUUUCAAGUAAUUUAAUUACCGGUUUCCUCGAUUCAAAUUCAGCUGUUCGUGAAAGCACAGUUAAAGCUAUUGUUUCCUUUGCAGAUAAAUUGAAUUAUAAUAAUUUAAAUAAUGAUUUGAUGAAAUAUUUGGCUAAAUUACAAGGAUCAGAUCCAGAACCUAGCAUUAGAACAAAUACAACAAUCUGUCUCGGCAAAAUUGGUUGUUUUAUCGAUGCCAGCCAUCGUCAAAGAAUUUUAAUUUCUGCUUUUACACGUGCCUUAAAAGACCCAUUUCCCCCUGCAAGAUUGUCUGGUGUUAUUGCUUUAAGUGCAACACAACAAUAUUUUUCUUUAAAUGAAGUAGCUCAAAAAGUUUUGCCAAAUUUGAGUCCGUUGGCUGUUGACCCUGAAAAACAGGUUCGAGACCAAACAUUUAAAGCUCUAAGCGGCUUUCUCGAAAAACUCCAAAAAGCAAGUGAUAACCCCGAACUUAUUGCUGAAAUGGAAGCACAAGUUAAGGCUGGUGGAAAGGUUGGGUUGCUUAGUGGAGAUAAGGUCCCUCAUUGGGCUGGUUGGGCAAUUAAAGCAAUUUCUGGUAAAUUUUAUAAGUCUACAACAACUCCAACACCUGAAACAACCCCAACUGAACAACAAAAUGUUAAAGAAGCUUCUUCUAAAAUUGAAAAUGAGAAGCUUAUAUCGAAAGUAAAUGUGGUUAAUAAAAUGGAGGAUAAAAAGGAGGUUGGGGAUUUAUUUUAA